GCCGCGGUGCCGGAGGCUGCGUGAGGGGGCCGGCGGGCGCGGCGCACCCUUGGCCUUCCAGCCCGGGCACCUGACUCCGCCUCAUUCUUCCUCUGGCCUUCGGCCGGCGGUCCCGGGGCUCCCCACAUCCUCUCCCCCCCCACCCCAAUCCCCGGAGAGGCUCGGACCGACCGUGCCCCGGGGCUAAAGCCUCCUCUAAGCCCGGCAGGCGGACUCCGCGGCGCGCGCAGCCCCCGGCCGACCCGAGGACUCGCUGCAGGAGCACAAGUCCCUACGUCUCGUAGGCCUCUCGGGUUUUCCUCAGGUCCUUCCGGUGGUGGUGUUUCAGGAGAAUAAAAGAUUACCCGUUUAUGUUUCCCUCGUACCCUCACAUUCAGGGGGCCCAAGAAACUAUCUCCUAGUUAGGCAGUGUGGCGCUGAAAAUCCUCCGGCAAGGAACCGCGAGGGGCCCCAAGGGGAACUGUCACCACGCUGACAAUUAACCUUAGCCACUACUUCAUUUAGAAUAUAAAACAUGGAACCGAACUUUGGAAUUUAUUUUAUUCUAGAAAUAAGGGCUUUCCCCUAGCUUUUAUGAUUUUAAAAAAAUCCUGUUUGGAAAUGAUCAUCUUACCUAAUGACAAUAAUCAGGUUUACUAAAUGCUGGAUCUUUAAGCAAAGCAAGCUCAGUGCUGCAUUUUUGCUUAGCAUCACCAAAUAGAAUAACACCUCUCUUUCCCGAACCGAAUCCAGGCCUGUGCUGAAGCUUUUCUGAUUUGGGUAAAAAGUCUUUGGGUAUUCCCUUGGAAAUAAGGAAAUGCGAGCAUUACUACAGAACUCUGAGGAAACCGGCUGUAAAAUGUGCGUAUUUAACGAGAAGCGGUGCAAGUGCUCAGUACUGCUUCAACGACUGAUGACAGCCAUCUAAAGCGCCGGGUACCAGAGGGACAGGACCUCGCCGGACGGAAGAAAAUUCUGAGGCUAAGCGCGCAACCCGGGGGGGGCGGAGCCAUCGGCCGCCCCGCCCCCGGCCCUUUGUGACGUAGAACAAUGCCUGCCACGAGUCGGAACUGGGCUGCCUUUGCCUCUGGAAGCGAGUGACACGCGUGAAGGAACGCAGUUGUCAUCUGGGGCCAAUUUCAGGAAUCAUGCAGUUUUUAUUCAGGUUAAUCGUUUUCUUUUAUGUAUGGGGCAUUUGGGGAGCUCAGGGACAAAAGGAAGAGGAGAGCACAGAGGAAGUGAAAAUAGAAGUUGUGCAUCGUCCAGAAAACUGUUCCAAGACAAGCAAGAAGGGAGACCUGCUAAAUGCCCAUUACGACGGCUACUUGGCUAAAGACGGUUCGAAAUUCUACUGCAGCCGCACACAAAAUGAAGGCCACCCCAAAUGGUUUGUUCUUGGUGUUGGGCAAGUCAUAAAAGGCCUAGACAUUGCGAUGAUGGAUAUGUGCCCUGGAGAGAAGCGAAAAGUGAUUAUACCCCCUUCAUUUGCAUAUGGAAAGGAAGGUUAUGCAGAAGGCAAGAUUCCACCUGAUGCAACAUUGAUUUUUGAGAUUGAACUUUAUGCUGUGACCAAAGGACCACGAAGCAUUGAAACAUUUAAACAGAUAGACAUGGACAAUGAUAGGCAACUCUCUAAAACUGAGAUAAAUAAUUACCUGAAAAGGGAAUUUGAAAAAGAUGAGAAGCCUCGUGACCAGUCAUAUCAGAAUGCAGUUUUAGAAGAUAUUUUUAAGAAGAAUGAUCAUGAUGGUGAUGGCUUCAUUUCUUCCAAGGAAUACAAUGUAUAUCAACAUGAUGAACUAUAGUGUAUUUUAUUUCUAAAUUUUCUUAGCUACUUCCUGUACUUUAUAUAUAAAAGAGUUACUUUUCUAGAACUUGUAUUUUCUGUUUUCCCUCCAUGAGAACAUAUUUUGAUCCCCUCAAUACAUGUAAUUUUGGCAUAAUAAAUGUGUUAUUUUGCAGAUUUAACUUUCAGGAAAGAUAA
Herpailurus yagouaroundi (jaguarundi) is the source of this 1963-nucleotide messenger RNA. RefSeq names its product FKBP prolyl isomerase 7 (gene FKBP7). Bases 1128 to 1784 code for a protein of 218 amino acids. Gene Ontology annotation, molecular function: peptidyl-prolyl cis-trans isomerase activity; calcium ion binding. Lineage: Eukaryota; Metazoa; Chordata; Mammalia; Carnivora; Felidae. The record is from RefSeq and is a predicted model, not a curated record. The transcript has 5 exons.